Messenger RNA from Cladocopium goreaui, 1293 nucleotides. Lineage: Eukaryota; Dinophyceae; Suessiales; Symbiodiniaceae. The record is from the annotation of a GenBank genome assembly.
AUGCUCCGGCCGACCCCUCGUCGACGCAGCAGCAUCCUGCUGCUGCUGCUGCUGGUGAUGACGCUUCCUGAGACCUUCCUGCGACCACCUUGGCCUUCCACGCGUGAUGUGAGAUGUGGUCCUCUGCGAGGUGCGCAAAAAGACAUCGUCGAGGGUCAAGCGUGUUGGAAGAUGUUUGAGAAGGUCACGAAAAUUCUUAGAUUUGCUUGGAUAUGUCUAUCUGAGGGUCCAUCUCUUGAGUUUUCUUCCAAGGAGGACAUGCAAGACUGGAUCUACGAAAAGUAUAUGGAAAUACACCUUGAAGAUAGCAACGAGACCAUUCUGACUUUUGCCAACCAGGCGGAGAUCGUUCUCGUGGGGGUGAAUCAUGAGAGUGGGACGGCUGCAAAGGCGGCGGGCAACAAAGUCAGAGAGCUUCAACCCAGCGCCUUGGUCCUGGAACUCUGCCGUGAGCGAGUAGGCAUGAUAAUUCAAGGAAACGACUAUCGCGAAGAGCGCCAGAGAAAUUGGAUGAAACCAGAUGAGCUAGAUGCCUCUCGACGCGCAACUGCGAGGUACGCGGACGAGAAUCGCCAGGCUUUUGCUGCCUUCAAGCAAAGAGCUGCUCCGGGGAAGAUGCUGGUCUUGGCAGAUUUGAAGAGUUCCUUCGUGGACAGUCAGUUGAGAAGUGAUGACGACGUUGUCAAAGAAGAGAUAAUGGCGCCGCGCGACCGCAACCUCGCCAUACAAAUCUUCACCACUCUUCUGUUGGGUCAUCGUUCCACAGUGGCGAUCCUGGGAGCCAAUCAUCUGCCCGGCGUGGAAAAAGAGCUACGAGCUUUGAAUGCCAGUUUUUCUGAGCUUGAAGGCGAAUUUUCAGAGGUUGCUUCCAGUUUCGGCCAAACGAUGUGGCGCGAACGGGAAUGGCCACUGCCAACGGGGUAUUUCAUCCGCUUUUCGGGCUGCAAGAAGUUGCACGAGCGACAGAAAAAACUGAAGGCGAAGGUACCAGUCAGUGCCUGGCGCGGAAGGGAAAACCGUUCAGCUGUGGAACGCAGAAAGAUCGUGUCUAUGGCCCGUCGAAUUUGGAACCCCGAGAGUAUUUGCAGCAUGCUCUCGCAUGAUGGCCAUGCCAUAGAGCCUGAAAGUUGGGACAGCCUGCUGCAGUGGACGCGGAUGACAGUGGAAAAGAGGAAGCAGGAUGAUCAUGCACCGAAGCAGCUGAAGCUUCCAACGCAGCAGCAACAAGUGGAUGAUCGUGCACGGAAGCAGCGGAAGCAGCGUGGGAAGGGCUUCGGCAAGGGAAUGACAUGA